ACAUGAAUACAAGUGUCAGCUGCUGAACAUUUUGGGUAUUGUUUACCGGUAGAAGAUGAUGAAAGAAAUGAGUGCUUCAGAAAGAAAGAAAAAGUUUGUUCCGCGUGUUUGCAUAUUCGGGGGAAAAGCAUUUGCCACUUAUGUUCAAGCCAAGAGAAUUGUGAAAUUCAUUGCUGAUGUUGAUGCUACAAUUAAUAAUGAUCCUGAUAUUGGUGAUUUACUGAAGGUUAUUUUUGUUCCUGAUUACAAUGUGAGUGUGGCUGAAUUACUUAUCCCUGCAAGUGAGCUAUCACAGAAUAUCAGGUAUCUCGAAUUUAUUCAUUGUAUGGAUAAUUCUUCACAUAAUGUAAACAGGCCAUGUUACUUUGACUCUAUUUUUGUCGAAGUAUCCGUAUCGGAUGCAUAUUCGGACAUAGGAAUGAGGUACUGCUGGGAUGGAGGCAAGUGGAACCAGCAAUAUGAAGUUUGCGAUGAACGGUUGCAUUCUGAUUGGGACCUUGGUUGGUGCCAAUGUCGAAAUACGAGAAGGUUGGGGAAGGCAACUUUUUCCUCUUCGGGGCUAGAGCUAACGAGAUGA
Hibiscus syriacus is the source of this 577-nucleotide messenger RNA. RefSeq lists its product as uncharacterized. Gene Ontology annotation, molecular function: pyridoxal phosphate binding; glycogen phosphorylase activity. The coding region runs from base 56 to 577 and encodes 173 amino acids. Lineage: Eukaryota; Viridiplantae; Streptophyta; Magnoliopsida; Malvales; Malvaceae. Gene Ontology annotation, cellular component: cytoplasm. The transcript is spliced from 3 exons. The record is from RefSeq and is a predicted model, not a curated record. Gene Ontology annotation, biological process: glycogen catabolic process.